AGUUUUCAAGCCAAAAAUGGCGAAGUGCGUGCUCUUUUUUGUUGUUCGGUUUUGAUUUUCUUGUCGAUUAAAGACCGCACAAACUUAUAUAAAACCGAUCUAAAGCAAUUAAAAAAGUAGGUUAAACAAUAAUCAGCAUACAAUCAUUUGUGUAGCUUUUUAUAUAAAAUCAUUCGUGCGUGAGUUGCAGAGAAUUGCCAUUUGAAGUAUCGCUAAUGUGGAAUCAGUGGCCAGUCGCAGCGGUGCCAGCUGCGCCAAUAGCUGCACCGCCGCCACAACCUGCCAUACCGCCUCCACUGCCAGAUGCACCACCGCCGCCGCCACCAUCAGACUCCGCGACUCCUGCCCCCGCUGCCGCAGCUGCUGCCGCACCAUACAUGCCCGCAAGCGGAGCUCAAGCUGCUACCAAUCCGUAUGAACAGUAUACGGCUGCGCAAUAUGCGGCAAUGACGCCGGAGCAGCAGUACGCGCUGCAGCAGCACUGGCAGCAGUGGCAGACCUACCAACAAGAGUACGCCAAGUGGCAUGCCCAGUAUGGAGAGCAGUACAAGCGGGAAAUGGCUGCUGCAGCAGCUGUCAGCACAGUGCCUACGCCUGCACCGGUUGCAGCGCCCAUUGGGCCAGUCGCUGCACCCGUGCCCUCGGCUGUGCCUGCAAUCGGGCCAGUUUAUCCGCCAACUCCCAUUGGUCCACAGCUGCCCAUCCAGCAACCCAUACAGCCAUACUUUGCACAGCCGCAAAUGCAGCCAGUGGCGCCACAAAUGCCACCGCCGCCCCAGUCGCAGACGCAGAUGCCUGGCAAGAUAAUGGCUCAGCCUCAGAUGUAUAAUCAGCCGCCUCCGCCACCGCCGCAGACCUACCAGCAGCAGCAGCAGCCGCCGAUGCACCAUCAGCAACAACCACCACCAAAUCAUUGGCAACAGCAACCGCCGCCGCCGGCUCGAUUCAAUCAAAUGCCGCCCGGAGGCUACAAUCAGCCGCCCACUUCUGGGGAACCCAAUAUGUUUCCCAAUCUACAGCAGCCGCCGCCGUCGUUCAUGCAGCCGCCUCCGCCUGUGGCGUCGUCUGCGGCCAAUCAAAUGGAUGCCAAUUGGUCAAAGGGACCACCAGGCAAGGGCAGUGGAAACAUGAGUGAAGCGGAGCCACGUCCGCGCUGGGAUGGGCCACCACCAGAUGUGGGACCGCAGCAACAGCAACAGCAGCAGCAGGGCGCAGCGCGCAAUAAUCGCUGGCAAGGCAAGGAACCCAGCAACAACAACAGCAACAAUAACAACAACAACAAUAAUAAUAACAAUAACGGCAACAACAACAACAAUCAAGGCCCUAAUAGGCCAGGUCAAUUCGGCAACCGGCGCAACUGGCAACAGACUUCUGGCAACAACAACAACAGCAACAACAACAUGAAUCGGAACAAUCCGUUCAGCAGUGCUCCACCAGGGCAUUUUGGGCCAGACGAUGGGGGUAAAGAUUCUACUGGAUCUGGGCCUUCCAACUCUGGUAACUUUGGUGUAUCGAACAGCAAUUACGGCGGAAACUUUGGCAAUAAUGGCACAGGCCAAGGACCAGGUGGUCCACCCAACUUUGGCAACAACAACAACAACAAUAACAAUAAUAACAAUAAUAAUCGUCGCAGCGGUCGAUGGGAGCCAAAUCGGUCGCAUCAAGGCGGCGGUAACUUUGGCCAUCCGAACAAUAGCUUCAAUGAUGACGGCUUCAAUCGAAACUUUAAUCAGCAGCAGGGCAAGCAGCAACAGCGUGCGCCGGACUUGGACGAGGCCAGCUUUGAUCGGCUGUUCGAUCAAUGGGAGAAGCAGUUCGAGGACUGGAAGCGUGCCAAUGCCAACCAUCCGGAUCGCGAUGAGUAUCGGCGCUAUGAGGAGGAGUUUGAGAAGCAGCGACGUCGGAUUGCCGAGCGCCGUGAGCAGAUGCGACGCCGACGUCAGGCGCAGAAUCCAAACCAACAAGGGCCACCAGAGGGACCACCACAAGGACCCCCAUUUCAUCGGGAACAACAGCAGGAGGCCGAUGGCCAUUACGAUGGGGAGCACUUCGAACGAACGCAGCAGACAAAUGCGCAACCGAAACCGGGCCUGAAGCAGGAAAACGACAUGGAGCCGCAGCAAGAGUCGGCCAAUGGUACAAAUCCAGAUGAGUCCCAUUACUACUCACCGCAAUCCGAAGCGGAUGGAAAAGCGAUGCCGUCGGGCUCACGCGCUAGCAAGGAGCCGCCAAAGUCGGCGGCUACCCAAAAGACGCCGCAGGACGUGGAGGCAGCGUCGACAACAACAGCAACAAAAACAACAACAACAACAACAACCACCACAACACAACCAAAUAAAGCUCAUCCACUGGGCAAGCGCAAGAAUAACGCUGGCGGCGGCAACACCUCGACGCCAGCCAAGCAGACCAAACAGGAGAAUAUUUUGAUCAUUUCACUGGACGACGAUGACGACGAGGCCGAGGCACAGAUCUCUUCGGGCAAGGGGGCAGACACAGCUGGCGACACGCCCAUGAAGAACAUAUUCAAGAAGAACGAUGGCAUACCGGGACUGGAUUUUAUUGCCGACGGAACUGCUGCGCCGCCGCCGCCGCCCACUGAAUCAGGGAAUUCAAAGGGCGCGGAUAACAAUAAGAAGAUACCAUCUCUGUUCGAUGUGGUCAUCGAUAAGCCGCGCAUAUCGCCUACCGAGCGCACUGCCAGCGAUGCGGAGAAGAAGGAACAACCAGCGUCUGUCAGCGAACCUCUGCCGGAUAAUGUUAGCCAUGUGCUCAAGGAUCCCGAGUUUAUGAACAAUUUGUCGCAGGCCCUUGCCCAGGCGCAGGGGCGAGAGCGUGACCAGCAGCAGGAUAAGGAGCAAGGACAGCAGAAGUCAAGCGAGAGCAACGAAAAUCCCAGCAACAACAACAAGGCCAACAGCAACAACAACAGCAAUGCCGACGGCGACGGACGCGCCCUGAGCUUUGCCGAGUGGCAGAGGAAGAAGAAUAAUCAGAGAGCUGGCUCGCAGGACGGACAGUCGCACAACAUGCCGGAUAAUGGCGGUCGUGAUAGUUUUGGACCCGGUUCAGGUCCAGGUCUAGGCCCAGGUCAGGGUCCGGGUCCGGAUCAAAGAGCACCCCAUGGAUUUGGACCUAAUAAUGGGCCGCCAUUUGGGCCUGCCGGUGCGCAGGUCAUGGGACCGAACUUCAUUGACUUUAAUGGGCCCAACGGUCCGCCCAAUGGACCCAACUUUGGAGGACCUAACUUUGGUGGUCGUCAAGGACCCGGACCAGGACCAUUCGGUGGCUGCCCUGGACCCAAUGGGCCAUUUGGACGUAAUUUUGGUCCGGGCGGACCAAAUAAUCCCAAUUUCAAUGGACCUGGACCCAAUUUCGGCCCCAAUUUCCGUGGCAAUGGGCCCGGCAACGGUCCCGGCCCGGGUCCAUUCCGACCAAAUUUCUGUGGACCGAAUGGACCCGGUCCAAACUUUGGCGGUCCCGGACCGUUCGGCGGACCAAACUCACCCGCAAACUUCGAUCGAAACUUUGGCCCACCAGGCCCCAAUCAUCCGAACUUCAAUGGCCCCCACAACAACAAAAACAACUUCAACGAAAAUCCAUUCAGACGCAAUAGUGGAGGACCAGCGCCCAACUUUGAUGAUGGACCCGGUUUCGGUCCACGUGGCAAGUCACAUCAAAAGAACUUUGGACAGCAGCGCAACAACUUUGGCAGCGGAGGAAACAACAACGACAACAAGCCUUGGCCUGACGGCGCGGAGCAAACCAAAGACGAGAUGCGAGCCGGCAGCAGCGAGUCCGUCUAUCGUCCGAUGCAAGUGUUUGACUAUCAGAACAGCAGCAACACCGCCGCCAAGGUCAUCGACUAUGGCCACAAGUCGGCCGAUGGGGCUGUCAAUCGGAUGGCUGCUGUUGACCCAGGACCAGGACCAGCACCAGGCCCAAGACCGGGACCAGGACCAGGAUCAGGACCAGGAUUGGGACCGGGACCGGGACCAGGACCAGGCCAAGCUCUGCCAGACUUUAGGCCGGGUGUUACCUUUGACUAUGGACAUGCUUCGGUAGCUGGACCAGCUAGUGCUAGGCCCCUCAAUCGGAAUGCUAACCAGAAGUGUGGCAACAACAACACCAACAACAAUAACAACAAUAACAAUAAUAAUAACAACAACAGCAACAGCAGCAAGAGGAAAAACAAAAGGAAGAAUAAGAAUCGUCAGCGUGCAAUGCAGCAGCAACAGCAGCAGCAACAGCAGCAACAACAACAGCAGCAACAACAACAACAACAACAGCAGCAUGUUGCGGACUCGUUUAUGAUGCCCGACCCUGAGUUGAAUGGCCAGCAGCUGGCCGUUGGCAAGCUCGAUGAUCUCGAGGACAUAUCCGAUGGCGAGGAUAAUCUAACGGAUUUAAUGCGCGCGGAAUCGCCACCACCGCCACCGCCGCCAAUGCUCAUCAGGCCGCCAGUUCAGGAGCAGGUGCCACCGAAAGCUUUUCCAGCCAAUCCACAGCGUCGCAUGCUGAGCGAACCACCCACCGCUCUGUUCCCAUCGACAGCAGCGGCCAAUCAACAUAUACCAGAGCCAACGGCAGAUGCCAGUUUGCUGGAAAUGAAUAUACCAACGCAUGAGCAUCGCAAUACCAUAUCCAUUGAUGAGGUGCUGCUGCCACCGGGUCGUCUGAUGCGUCCGAAACGCAUUUGCAUCAUAUUGCGUGGACCGCCGGGCUGUGGCAAGUCGUAUGUGGCACGACUGAUCAAGGAGAAGGAGCUGGAAAUGGGCGGCGCCAGUCCUCGCAUACUCAGCAUCGAUGAUUACUUCAUAAUUGAGAAUGACUACGAGGAGAAGUGCCCCAAGUCUGGCAAAAAGAUACCGAAGAAGGAGUUACUCUACGAGUAUGAUGAGGCCAUGGAGGAGACCUAUUUGCAAUAUCUGAUCAAAUCGUUCAAGAAGACACUUAGCGACAAUCUCUAUGACUUUGUUAUUGUUGACUGCAACAAUAAUUCGUUGCGUUCACUUAACGAGUUCUAUUGCAACGCUAAAGACUCGAAUUUUGUGCCCUACAUUGUGGACAUGCACUGCGAUGUGGAGACGUGCCUGGGACGUAACAGCCAUCAGCGUAGCGAGCACGAUAUACGUGCUGUGCUGGACAAUUGGUGCACUACGCCGAUGCAGUACAUUAAGCUGGAUGUCUCGUCACUGCUGGAGAACGUUGUUGAGAUGGAAGAUGUUGAGAACAUGGCAACGGAUGAUAAUGCCAAUAGUGCGGAGCCAGCAACCGAGGAGGGUGCCAGCGAUUCCCAAGCCGCUGCAGCUGCCGCUGCCCCCGAUGAGGACAGCAAUAGCGCUGAUGCGGCCAACGAUUGCGGCUUUCUGAAAAGCAAGUGGGAAAAUGAUACCACGGAGGAAAAUCUGGCCCGUCUCGAUGGCACGAAGCGCCUGAUGCACAAGCGCAAAGCCGCUAGCAUGGCUGACUAUUUGCAGCUGGAUGAAUGGGAGCCGCCCACAGGCAGCUCGAAUGGCAAGAAACGCGUACGCUGGGCGGACAUUGAGGAAAGGCGAGCCCAGAAAAAAAUGCGUGCGAUUGGCUUUGUGGUGGGGCAAACCGAUUGGAAGCGCAUGAUGGAUCCCAAUGCGGGAAAUCGUGCACUCAACAAAACCAAGUACAUUGAACGCGUGCACAAAAGGCGCUAAUCAGGCUGGAUCCAUUUCGAUCCGAUUUGGCAACGGGCGCCAACUGAGUGACAUGUCACAAAUGGAAUCGUCUAUGCCAUGCGACCUCAUCAAAUUGGAUUUAUAGCUUAAUUUUUUUUUUUAGUUUUUUUUUUUUUUUUAAGCUUUUUUGUUAAUUGCUGAUCGUAUUCUAGUUAGAUAGUUGGUUUUCAUUUGUUAACACAAUGCUCGCAUGCAUCCAAAUGUCGCGUGUCCCAGCGAACAAAUAGCAAACCAACAAUGCAAUCAUCUACCAUUUCCAAUACGAAUUGGGCUCAAUUUCCAACACAUCAUGCAUGCAUGACAAACAAGUAUGUAUUCUAUUAUUACAUAAUUACUAAUAAUAGGAUGUAGGCAAUUAUCAAUGAUGUCAAACUCCUUGACUUUAUGCAUUUACAGUCCCCACUGAACUCAGCUUAUUUAUACAAUUACAUUUUAUCUAUUGUGUGUGUAUUGUUUCUUUGUGUUGUUGUAACAAAUAUUUGUUUGUUUGUCUGUUUGUUUUUUCCUUUUUCUUUUUGAGUUAUGCUCUUUAAAAACCAUGCAUUCAAGCACUUCAAAAAGCAAACUAUUUAUAAGAAUAAAAAAAAAAAUUUAGUAUAAAUAUAUAAUGUAGUAUAAAUAUAAAAUGUAGUCUAAAUAUAUAUUAUUGUGUACAGCCUGAGACAAGCGAAAUCGAUGUGUAUAUUAGCAAAGUUUUAAAAUUAGAUGAUUAAGCAAUGUGAAGUCUUAUGUAAAAUACUAGAGUGUAUUACUGAAAUUAUCUAUAUACAUAUGUAUACAUAUUUUAAUUGUUAGCAUAUAACUAGAUGAAUUACUCUGAAUUACUGACACAUAUUGAAAUUAAAGUGCAACUUAAAAACAACAAAA
Molecule: messenger RNA, 6575 nt
Organism: Drosophila mojavensis
Lineage: Eukaryota; Metazoa; Arthropoda; Insecta; Diptera; Drosophilidae
Gene: ZAP3
Exons: 11
Coding region: 216-5687 (1823 amino acids)
Biological process (GO): regulation of telomere maintenance
Cellular component (GO): nucleus
Source: RefSeq, a predicted model, not a curated record